UGGCGUAUGGAGGAAGAUGGCGGACACCUAAAACAAGAAUAACUCCCGUUACGUAUUUUCAAUGCUCUACUUCCAAAGUGCCCCGUGUUCUGACCGAAAUAUAAGCUCACGAAAGGGCUGAACAAUUACUAAAAGGAUAUAUUUGGAGUUCUGUUAUUUAGUUGCAAUGGCGCAGUGCACGCAGAGCGCGCAGGAGUUUGUGCAGAAUGCCUUUGGACCGACGGUAGCUGUGUUGUGCAGCCACGACGCGGAGGUUUUGGCACAGAAAAACAAUCUUUCUGUUGUUGAGAUGUUACGCCCAUUUAGCUGUUUAACAAAUGAGGCUCAUAUAAGAGACCCAUCAGGACAGAUACACACUGUUCGCAACCUCCGCCUCAUCCUGAACGAGAUGAAUCAUCAACCCCAGGCUCCGAUGCUGAUGAGGAAGAUGCUACAAGAGAGUGUCAACCGAUGUCAACCACCCCCUGUCAACGGAAACCGUGGCAACGUCAUCACCGUCGGUUCAUAUGACCUGCAGAUUGGAUCAUCCACGGCUUGGUAUGAAACUUACCGUGAUGUCUUCCUUCAGCUGUUGACACCAUCAGAUCAUGAGUUUAUACAACACUACGUUGCUUGUAUGCACGUAGUAUCAACUUCCCACGCAGACCCGAUGGAUCAAUUCGCCAAGCUGAGCCAGCAGCAGCAUUUUCUGCAGCACACCUCCAAAUCCCCCUAUCCAAAAUGGUUGGUCCCGAACAUCUUCAAGUACUAUGUGCUGUUGCAUGACAACACGGAUGGUGAAGAGGAAAAGGCGGAGGCUGUUUACCAGAGCAUGAAGACCACCUACAGCCCUCAUACCUGCCACCUUCUCAGGAUCAACUCACGUUCCCUCAACGCCGCUGAAACCACCAUAUUAAAUAGUGAGGGGAGCAGUAACAUGCCGGACCCCUGGAGCCAAUAUGUCAAUAAAAGUUCAGAGCAGUUGGACACAUUGGAUUCAGACAUAACGCAGCCGACUGAUGACGAGGGAUUCCCAGACAGAGUGAUGGAGUCCGGGCCGGAAAACCUGGAAGUCACAAAUCCUUCAGACACAAGCUUAUUAACACCGGACAGCACAGAUGAUGGCCCUAAUGACCCUUCACCCGAUGAUGUCAUCAUACCAACUCAGGGGAACUCCCUCAAUGAAGUCAUCGCCCACCCUCUGGAUCAAUCCAUAGAGACGAAACGAUCUCGGGAAGAACUGGAUUCCUUCAACAGUGCUGACACUCCGCUACUUACCAACAACAAGAUCCUGAACAGUGAGGGCGGUAUGCAGCCUACCUCCAAGAGGUCAAAGUUUCACGGGGCGUGCCUGACGUUGAGCGAUCACGACCGGCUGCGAAACUUCAUUCACGAGUUUUCCGUGCGAGGCUUGUUGCCGUACAUUGAGAGAAUGAUCAGGAUUCUUAGCGAUCAGCUCGCCGCAAGGAAAGGACUUCACCGGUUCAUGUUCAGUGCGACCAAGAAGUGGUUCGGUGGUAAACAGGCUGAGAAGGCUGCCGUCACUGGACUCGAUAUGGGUGGAAAGUACUUGAGAGAGUCUCCUGAGCUACAGAUGAGACGUCUAGCCGACCUGGCCUUCUUGGUCCAGCUCUACGAGCUUGCUUAUACCUCGUACCAUACUGCAAAGAGAGACUUUGGUAAUGACCAGGCAUGGGCUCACUACGCUGGGGCACUGGAAAUGGCGGCAGUGUCUGCUUUCAUGCUUGGCAGUAUGCAGAAGGCUUACCCCACACACUACAUGGAGACUGCAGUAACCACGUACCUAAACACGUGCAAGAGACCACAGUUUGCAACUAGAGCAGUCCUGAUGAGCACUGAGAUCCUUAAAGCUAGAGGAAUGUACGCAGAAGCAGCCAUGGAAUUCAUUAGAAUGACGGGAGAGGAUUCUGAUAUAAGGAGUGCCAUCUUCCUGGAGCAGGCAGCCCACUGUUUCAUCAAUAUGCGUCAACCGAUGGUCCGCAAGUAUGCAUUCCAUAUGAUCCUAGCUGGCCAUCGAUUCAGCAAGGCAGGACAGCGAAAGCAUGCAUUGAGAUCCUACUGGCAAGCCCUACAGGUGUACAAGGGCAAAGGUUGGACAUUAGCAGAGGACCAUAUAAAUUUCACUAUUGGUCGUCAAUCCUUCAACCUGAAACGAUUGGAGAAUGCCACCACUGCAUACAAGCAUCUACUAACCUACAAGAGCAAACAGCCGCCAGACCAGCAGAACGCUUUCUUCAAAGACUACUUGUCUGUUUUCAAGCAACUAGUGACAAUGCAAUCUCAAGAGGGAAACGUGCAGACCACAUUUUCUCAACUCCCUCUACCCGUCAUCAACAAACCAUCAACAAGGGUUCUGCUGACAAACCCCAGAAAAACAAUACUCCCAGACAACCACAUAUUUGCAACCUCUGUGACCUUUGACCGCAUCUUUGACCCCACGGAGCGUGAAGAAUGGCAGGACUUGGAGGAGAUGGCAGUCAUGGUGGCUACCGGCCAACGGAAUCUACCGGCCGGUUACCGGCCGAAUCUUCAGCUGCUACAUGGGAAGACGGACAACAGUGUCAGCCCUCUGGUGGUGGUUGGAGAGGCAGUGACAGUAGAGUUAGUGUUAGAGAACCCAUUGAAGGUUUCAUUAACGAUAUCGGACCUGAUGCUAAGAUGGAAGUUCACCCCCGUCGACUACGAGCACGUGAAUAAAGAGAACCCAGAACAGCAGCCGGCUGUGGUUUCAAACGAGGCGGAUAUCCUCAAUGAAAAGCGCAACCAGUUGGAUGAAGUGGUCAGCACAGAGUCAAUUCAUGAAAUUGUCCUCGCUGGUAGUGAAUACAAACCGGUACACCUCUCAGUGACACCUCAUCAGACUGGAGAGCUCCACAUCCUCGGUGUCGCUUACAGCCUCUCCGCUCAGCAGUUACUCACCACCAAGGACGAGAUCACCACCACUGAUUUUGGAAACCGUGAGAAUCCAGACAGCCCCCAGAAGGAUUCCAAGUCCAUUUCUCGCGGCGUUGGUGUAAUCUCGGUCCAGGGCGGGCAAGAUCUGGACAUUCAGGGGCCGAGACUUAACGGCACAAAAGUUGAACGAUGUAGCGUGAUGUAUGGGCCUGAUCGCCGGCUGGACCCUGUGGUUGUACCACCCAUGCCACUCCUAGAAGUUAUCUUCAACUCUUUUCCAUCAACUCUACUAUGUGGUGAAGUCUGCAGUUCAGUCGUGGAAUUCACCAACAAGGGAUUCAGCCCCCUCCAGAAACUUCUUGUGUCAUCCAACCACCCUGAAAUGUUUUCCUUUGGAGCGUUCCACACUCCCACCAACCAAUCCCAACCGGGCAAAGACUCUGCCAACCAAUCGAAAGCCAGUGUGUAUAGGACUGUUCAAUGUUCCGGCAGCAGGGAGGGGGGUUGUGUGGAGAGCACUGUUGAUAAGUGUAAUAUAUCGCAUGUGACUGAGAUCCCAUUGCCUGGAGGCUCGCUGCCUCCAGAGGGCAGUAUAUCAAUACCCAUGUUCGUGAGAGGGCCUGAUAAGAGUGGAAUACAUGAGAUUAAUAUGCUUUUUUAUUACGAAUCUUCAGAGGAAAACGCCAAAAUGAGGCAUAGAACAUUGCACCACACUGCUGUGAUACACUCUAGUAACUCUAUUUCUUUGACUGCGACUGCCUUGAGGGCGCACUCCGGCGAGAGACAAGAUGCCGAGGCAACGGGAACCAGCUUGGUCGUCAAUCUGGACAUUGACAACAUGAAUCAGGUUCACGAUUCUCAUAUAAUUGAGUUCAGCAUUGGACAGGUGUCUUGCGUCAGCAAUACAUGGGCUCUUGACAGUCUCGACGCUAACACUCAAACCAAAGAGCCGAAGAUAAGUGGAGGUGAAUCACAGAGGAUGUGUUUCAAAGCUACAAAGUGCAGACAGCAUCCAACUGAGAAUCCUGGUAAGGAACAACUGGUCUUUACGAGUGUUGCAUUUGGGAAACAAAGGGUGGAUAGCUCGGCAACUCCUUGCCGUGACUUUUUCUUCCGUUCGACCUUCGACCCCAGCAAGCGAAGCCUGGAGCUGACUCCGUCCAGCAAGACGGCAACUCCCAGCACCAUGAGCCCGACAGAGGAGACGAGUGUUACCCUGGUAACUGACACCAAAACAGCUCUGGAGGAUUGCAUCAAGGCGGGGCUAACCCUCAUCGUACUGUGGAAGGCUUUUGUUGUUGAUGAGGAGGGCUUCCAUCAUACACUCGUCGGGCAACACCACAUUACCAUGGAAACAAUGGGCAAAGAAGUAACAACUGUGCAGACUACAAGGAGGCCCCGAGAAGUCACCCCUCUAAAGAUAAUCAAAGACCCUGAGACGGAGCUGGCCAAGAAGGAACCCAGUGCAGAGGUCAUGGGUCAACUUCUGAAAUACAGCCUACAGUACAGCGAGGUCAAAGAGCAUGACUUCACCAAGCAGAGAAUCUGCACGUUACCAGUGUCUCUGAACGUCUACAACUGUACCAGUACUGCUGUAGAGGUUGCAAUAGAAACAGCGGACCAGGACAACACAAGUGCAAUGGCGGAGAGGGCAGCCUCCCAGCCCGAUAGCUACCCACUCAGGGCGACAUCAACAAGCUCAACCGCCUUCUCCUGGGUCGGACACAUCACCCAGAAGUUGAUUCUACCCCCUCACGCACCCCACCAGGCCCCACUCCAUGCCUGCUUCAGUGCCCCGGGAGUCUACAACCUGGCUAAUACAAAGGUUCUUGCCAGGUCGCCACAAGAGGGCGCUGGUGACCCCAAGAGGUCUGGAGGUGAGCGGUCAGGGUUUGUGUUGCAGCAGAGGCUACCCCCGAGCCUAGUGACAAUCGUUGGUGCUUCUGUAUCGUAGUGUACAAACAGUAUUCUUUGGUUCGUGUUAUUUUAAAAACUUUUAUUUUUAAUUUUUUUUUCAAUUUAAAUAUUUUCAGAUAUUUUCUAUAAUUAACUACUGUAGAAUAUUAUGAUGAAAAACAUAACUGUACAAAUUAAACAGAGUUUCAAACAGAUUCAAUUUUUAGAGAGAAUCUCAGUUCGGGAGUGUUGCAAAUCAGUAGCAACACGAUGACAGUGAAAACAAAUGAAGUAGAAAGAUAACAGGUUAAUGUUCAUUUAAAGGUCCAAGGCUCAAUUUCAUAGAGCUGCUUAAGCAGAAAAUAUUGCUGAACAAAUUUUUGCUCAGCAAAAAUAAACAAGAUACCAUCUAAAGAUAUUACACAUAUGUUGUUAUGGCUGGUAACCUCAUAUAAAAAGCAAGAUUCUGUUGUGCUAAGCUACUUCUUGUGCUUAAGCAGUUUUAUGAAAUUUUGCCAUCUUUUGCUCGAGACCCGGUGGUUGAGAAGAACGCGUUCCACUCCGUAGAUUUUCUUUUGUUCAAUUUGUCACGCGAAGGAACGCGUCGCGACGCGGUCGUUCCCGUGACAUAGUUUAUCCAUGGUCCCUAAUAUGCCUGUGAAUUUUUUUCCCAAAACUUGGGUAAGUAGAAAGUGCUUUGAGUAUAAAGUGCUUCCACACAUUAACGUAAGGAUGGUAAAACCAAAUAAAACAUUGAUCUGGGCCCAAUUUCUUUUCUUUACAGAAAAUAUUGCUAAAAAUGUCUGCUAAGCUCAACUAACCAGUUACAUUUUGUCCAUGUAAUAUGGUAUUUUAGCUGGUACCCUAAUUCUGGUAAGCAUCAUUUUGUUGUGCUUAGCAACUUUUUAUGCUUCAGCAGUUCUAUGACAUUAGUCCGUCAAUUUCACAAAACUCUUCCUAACUUAGGAUUAAUCUUAGGACUUGGGACGAGUUCAGUUCCGUAUACG
This is a messenger RNA of Asterias rubens (European starfish), 5798 nucleotides long. Its product is annotated as trafficking protein particle complex subunit 8-like. Gene Ontology annotation, molecular function: protein binding. Gene Ontology annotation, biological process: protein localization to phagophore assembly site; endoplasmic reticulum to Golgi vesicle-mediated transport. The coding region runs from base 167 to 4849 and encodes 1560 amino acids. The transcript is spliced from 29 exons. The record is from RefSeq and is a predicted model, not a curated record. NCBI's taxonomy places the organism in Eukaryota, Metazoa, Echinodermata, Asteroidea, Forcipulatida, Asteriidae. Gene Ontology annotation, cellular component: TRAPPIII protein complex; cytoplasmic vesicle; phagophore assembly site.